Lycium barbarum (goji berry) is the source of this 1926-nucleotide messenger RNA. Its product is annotated as putative pentatricopeptide repeat-containing protein At1g12700, mitochondrial. Lineage: Eukaryota; Viridiplantae; Streptophyta; Magnoliopsida; Solanales; Solanaceae. The transcript has a single exon. Bases 1 to 1782 code for a protein of 593 amino acids. The record is from RefSeq and is a predicted model, not a curated record. Gene Ontology annotation, molecular function: protein binding.
AUGACGAGAUUUACGUUGCCUCAUUGUCGCAAUUGUAAUCCAUUUAUGUCAUUCUUCACUAUUUCUCAUUGCAAUAAUCACAUUACUCAUUCAAUUACACACAGAAAAUAUUAUUCUUCAACCAUUUCAAUUGAGAAAAAAAUUAGGGUUUCUGACAGCAUAAAGUGUUUAGAUGAUGCUGUGAAUGUAUUCCAUCAAAUGGUGAGAAAUCAACCUCCUUGUUACAACUUCACUAAAUUGUUGAAAACCAUUAUAGAUAUGAAGCAUUACUCUUCUGUUAUUUCUCUUUUUAAAGAAAUGCUCAAAUUAGGUAUUCCAAUUGGUGAAUUCGUCUUGAGUAUAGUGAUUGACAGCUAUUGUUGCAUGCAUUAUGCUGAUUUCGGAUAUUCUAUAUUACCCAUUUACGUGAAGAAGGGUUUUCCAUUUGAUGCUGUCACAUUUAACACUUUAUUAAAGGGACUCUUUGCUGAAAAUAAAGUCAAAGAUGUGGUUAAUUUGUUUAAGAAGUUGGUGAGAGACGAUAUUUGUGAGCCUAACAAAGUAACGUAUUUGAUAGUCAUGAAUGGGCUAGGCAAAAGGGGUUAUACUAAAAGAUGUUUAGAUUUGCUCCGAGUUAUGGAAAAAGGAAGCACUAAGCCCGAUACAAGCGUCUACAACAUUGUUAUAAAUGCCCUUUGCAAAAAUACAAUGCUCAAUGCAGCUAUCAACCUCUUUGACGAGAUGAAACAAAAAGGCGUACCUCCGAGUGUUAUCACGUAUAGUUCAUUGAUUGAUGGUAUGUGUAAGUUUGAUCAGUGGGAAAAUGUUAGGUCUUUGUUACGUGAGAUGGUAAAUUUUAAUGUUUAUCCAGAUGUGGUCACCUUCAACAUAGUGAUCGAUGGACUAUGCAAAGAAGGGAAAGUUGAAGAUGCUGAGGAAGUAAUGAGACACAUGAUUGAAAAAUGGGUAGAGCCUAAUGUGAUCACCUACAAUGUGAUAAUGGAUGGACAUUGUUCGCGUGGUCAAGUGGAUAAAGCGAGGAGAAUUUUUUGUUCCAUGAUAGAUAAGAGCAUUGAGCCUGACAUUGUUAGCUAUAACAUACUAAUAAAGGGAUAUUGUAAGAAAAAGGAACCAGAAGAGGCCAUGAAGUUGUUUCUUGAAAUUUCUCAUGAUGGAUUGAAACCUAAUAUUCUUACAUACAAUACAAUUAUGCAAGGUUUGCUUGAAGUUGGAAGAACUAAUUGUGCGCAAAAAAUGUAUGUUGAGAUGCAAUCUGCAGGGCACUUGCCUGAUUUAUGCACUUAUCGCACUUUGCUUGACGGUUAUUUUAAAAAUGGACUUGUUGAGAGAGCUAUGACGCUAUUUCAUAAGUUGGAAUUAAAGAGAGAAUGUACUGAUAUUGAACUUUAUAGCAUUGUCAUUAAUGGUUUGUGCAAAAACGGUAAACUCGACAAAGCUCAUACCAUUUUUGAGAAGCUUUCUGUAAUAGGUUUACAUCCCGACGUUAUAACAUACGGGAUAGUGAUUAAAGGAUUUUGUCGAGAAGGUUUGUUUGAUGAAGCGAAAAAUAUGUUAAGAAAAAUGGAGGAUAAUGGUUAUUUGCUAGAUAACGCAACUUACAAUAUUAUCGUGCAAGGAUUUCUCAGAAGUAACAAGAUUAGUGAAAUGAAGUCUUUUUUAAAGGAGAUGGAUGGGAAGCGCUUCUCAUUUGAUGCAACUACAGUUAAGUUAUUGAUAGGUGUUGCGGAGGAUCCUUAUUUGAUGAAUAUGAUACCAGAGUUUCAGCGAAAAAACAAAAAGUAAAUGUCUUUUUGCUUGGUUUAUACGGCUAUGCACUAUUAUGCAAUUUCCAUUUGCCUCUGCAAAGGAAUUCACAUCCAAUGGAAAUUGUGGAAACUGAGAAAAUGGCAAUUAGAACAUUGCUUGAGCUUUCUAAGAAAUCUUAUC